Messenger RNA from Daphnia carinata, 1311 nucleotides. It is a transcript of the gene mTerf3, whose product is annotated as transcription termination factor 3, mitochondrial-like. NCBI's taxonomy places the organism in Eukaryota, Metazoa, Arthropoda, Branchiopoda, Diplostraca, Daphniidae. The record is from RefSeq and is a predicted model, not a curated record. The transcript has 4 exons. Gene Ontology annotation, molecular function: double-stranded DNA binding. Gene Ontology annotation, biological process: regulation of DNA-templated transcription; mitochondrial ribosome assembly. Gene Ontology annotation, cellular component: mitochondrion. The coding region runs from base 192 to 1274 and encodes 360 amino acids.
UGUUCAAGAAAUAAGAAAGUAAACUGUUUCUCAAAAACCCCACAGUUUAUUGUUUGAAUCCUGUCCAGUAUUUCAAACGACAACGUCAAAGCCUGUUUUUGAUGAAUCAAAAAUUCAAAUAGUUUCCGUGCAACGCUUAGUUAUUCGACUGUGUAUUAUUUUGGACCAAAGUUGUAAAGAAGCCUUUAAAAAUGUUACGACACAGCUUAUGUUUCAAGCACGUAAAGUUUUUGCUUGGAUACACUAGAAUUAGAAAUGAAGUGCAUUGUGCAGGAAAAUGGGCCCAGGCUUCUGAGAUGCAACAGAAUAACGCGCCUGUUAUUUCUUUCCAGAAACCACAAUCCCAUGUUUUGUAUAAUGAAUUACACUUAAUCUCUUCAGAAGAAAUUGACAAUCCAUUAGUUGUGGAUUCCAGUUUUGAAGGUGUCACACCCAUUGUUUCUCCAAGUUUUAACUUAGCAUCCCUUGUUAAUAAGUCAGAGCUUCUCCAGCUUAUGGUUAAACUUGGUGUCUCAAUUUAUCAGUGGGAAAGGAAGGCAGAUGUCCAUUCCUGGAUUAUGGCAUUAGAUUUCAAAAAGGAUGUUCAACCCAUUAUUCAGUUUUUGGUAGACCAGGGUGUUGCAUCACACAGUUUGGGGCAUUUCUUCACAAAAAAUCCGUACAUCUUAAAAUCAAGCAUUGGAGACCUGGAAAUCCGGACCAACUAUUUGCACUCAAAAAAAUUUAGCUCUGAAAUGAUCUCUAGAAUUUUAUCAAGAAACCCACAUUGGCUCCUGUUCAGUCCUGAAAGAAUAGACAACAGGCUGGGGUUUGUACAACAAACUUUUAAUUUAACUGGAGAUGAAGUAAGAGCAGUGGCAACAAAAGAAUCUCGGCUCAUCACCUGCAGUCUUCAGGGUAUCAAGUUAAUGAACUUUGGAUUCAAAGAAGAAAUGGGAUUUGAGGCUAAUCAAAUCAAAGAACUGCUACUUGCAAAACCAAAAUUGUGGUUAAUGAACAAAUCAAUGCUGGUGGACCGGUUCGAUUAUCUCCACAACACGAUGAAGAUGGACCACGAGUCCGUGUUGAGAUUUCCCGCGGCGUUAACAUGCCGAGGAUUCCGCAUCAAGCAGCGCCAUGAAUUUCUGUGUCAUUUGAACCGUGCUCAAUACGAUCCUAAAUUACCUAGGUACGUGAGCCUACUACAAAUAAUAAGUGAUUCGGACGCGCACUUUGCUGUUAAUAUAGCGAGAAGUUCUAUCCAAGAUUUUAAUGAUUUUUGUAAAACUAUGUAAUGUAAUACAAUAUUACGAAAUAUCGGUGUGCUUUAAA